Messenger RNA from Cercocebus atys (sooty mangabey), 1403 nucleotides. It is a transcript of the gene GSX2, whose product is annotated as GS homeobox 2. The transcript has 2 exons. Gene Ontology annotation, biological process: regulation of DNA-templated transcription. The coding region runs from base 315 to 1229 and encodes 304 amino acids. Gene Ontology annotation, molecular function: sequence-specific double-stranded DNA binding; DNA-binding transcription factor activity, RNA polymerase II-specific. The record is from RefSeq and is a predicted model, not a curated record. Gene Ontology annotation, cellular component: nucleus. NCBI's taxonomy places the organism in Eukaryota, Metazoa, Chordata, Mammalia, Primates, Cercopithecidae.
GCGGCUUCUGUUGUGACUCGGGCAGCCUAUCCCGAGGGUGGGGAGCUGCCGAGGAGCCUGAGCCGAGCGGUACUCCGCAGCAUCACGUGCCGGGGUGGGGGGCUAUAAAAUACCCGAGCCGGGGCGCCGGGCGGGGGACGUGAGGACCAACCCUCUCCGGGGACCCCUUUGUUCCCAGCCCAGACGCCAACACCUCUGCGUCCCCAAGGGCUUCACUGCCCGUGUGUGCCCGGCUUCCAGGGCAGAGCUUAGAACACUAGAGGAGAGGGGUCGCCGCGACCCGCCGGGGCUUCCAGCCACCAACCCCUCUCGACAUGUCGCGCUCCUUCUAUGUCGACUCGCUCAUCAUCAAGGACUCCUCACGGCCUGCGCCCUCGCUGCCUGAACCGCACCCCGGGCCGGAUUUCUUCAUCCCGCUUGGCAUGCCGUCCCCGUUGGUGAUGUCCGUGUCCGGCCCCGGCUGCCCGUCCCGCAAGAGCGGCGCGUUCUGCGUGUGCCCUCUCUGCGUCACUUCGCACCUGCACUCUUCUCGGGGGUCUGUGGGCGCCGGCAGCGGGAGCGCAGGGGCCGGGGUUACCGCGGCCGGAGGCAGUGGGGUGGCGGGGGCCACAGGGGCACUGCCUCUGCUUAAGAGCCAGUUCUCUUCGGCUCCUGGGGACGCGCAGUUUUGCCCGCGGGUGAACCAUGCGCACCAUCACCACCACCCGCCGCAGCACCACCAUCACCACCAUCAGCCCCAGCAGCCUGGCUCGGCCGCGGCGGCGGCAGCAGCAGCAGCGGCGGCAGCCGCCGCGGCGGCCUUGGGGCACCCGCAACAUCAUGCACCUGUCUGCGCCGCCACCACCUACAACGUGGCGGACCCGCGGAGAUUCCACUGCCUCACCAUGGGAGGCUCUGACGCCAGCCAGGUACCCAACGGCAAGAGGAUGAGGACGGCGUUCACUAGCACGCAGCUCCUGGAGCUGGAGAGAGAAUUCUCUUCCAACAUGUACCUGUCUCGACUCCGGAGGAUCGAAAUCGCCACUUACCUGAACCUGUCGGAGAAGCAGGUGAAAAUCUGGUUUCAGAACCGCCGAGUGAAGCACAAGAAGGAGGGGAAGGGCACGCAGAGGAACAGUCACGCAGGCUGCAAGUGCAUCGGGAGCCAGGUGCACUACGCGCGCUCCGAGGAUGAGGACUCCCUGUCGCCGGCCUCUGCCAACGAUGACAAGGAGAUUUCCCCCUUAUGAGGAAGAGCCUCCUCCCUCACAUCCCCCGCUCCUGGCAGACCAGGCAACGCCAACCUUGGGGCACCCAGGGGCCCAAAUCCUUGCUCAUUGCAGUGGUCCCAUCUGGAGAAGAAACCAACCUAGAUGUUCUGGAAUGGACAAGCUGGGCCUGAACCUUCGUGUCUCCUUCUUGAC